Molecule: messenger RNA, 857 nt
Organism: Thalassophryne amazonica
Lineage: Eukaryota; Metazoa; Chordata; Actinopteri; Batrachoidiformes; Batrachoididae
Gene: pigl
Product: phosphatidylinositol glycan anchor biosynthesis, class L
Exons: 7
Coding region: 11-820 (269 amino acids)
Biological process (GO): GPI anchor biosynthetic process
Cellular component (GO): endoplasmic reticulum
Molecular function (GO): N-acetylglucosaminylphosphatidylinositol deacetylase activity
Source: RefSeq, a predicted model, not a curated record
GUCAAUAACAAUGAUCGUUUCCCUGCUUGUCGUCGCUUUUUUAUUCUGCCUGUUUUUGAUUAUAGGCGCUUAUUACCGACUUGGCCGUAUUUCGAUGGAGUCGCUGAGGUGUUUAAUGUGCUUUUUGUCGAGCAGAGAACGACAGAGUGAUGUCAGAGCUUUGAUUGUAACCGCACAUCCGGACGACGAGUGUUUGUUUUUCGCACCAACGAUCAUAAGACUCGUUCAGCUGCGCGCCAGCGUUCAUUUACUGUGUUUAUCUGCAGGAAAUUACUACAAUCAAGGGUCUGAGCGCAAAGAAGAACUUGUCAACAGCUGUGCUGUGUUGGGGAUACCAGCCUCCAGGGUCACCAUAAUAGAUCAUGAAAAGCUUCCAGAUGAUCCUGAAGCCGAGUGGAGCACCUCACUGGUCUCUUCUCUAAUUGUGAAGCACUUGAACACUCACUCCUUCAACAUGGUGCUGACCUUUGACAGAAGAGGAGUCAGUGGCCACGCCAAUCACAUAGCAAUUUAUAAAGCUGUCAGCCAUCUUGCAUCCAGCGGACAGAUAUCUGAUGACUGCUGUUUGCUGUCCUUGGUGACUGUUGGUGUCUUCAGAAAGUACCUCUCCUUCCUGGAGCUUCCUCUUAGCUGGUUACUGCCCUCAAGUUUCUGCUGUAUUUUACACCCUGACUGCUACAAGCAGGCCACAGCCGCCAUGCUUUGUCACCGCACUCAGCUCCUGUGGUUCCGAUACCUCUACAUCAUCUUCUCACGGUACAUGCUUGUAAACACUUUCCAGAUUAUCCCACAAGGACCAAAGAACCUGAAGAUCAAUUAAAAGUAUUAUUUGUCUUAUUUAGAGUGACUGAACGUGU